UUGCCGUUGAACGUUGUGCUGCAGCAUUGCUGCUUGCUAGCUACAGUAGAUACAGUAGUCUAGCUAGGUAGUGUUGAAGAGGAAAUAUGGGUGAAGUCACGUUACAAGUUAACUGGUAUCAGACCAUACUCCAGGUCAAGGGCCCAUAAGCAUGUCCACAGAUGACAGUAUCUCUGAGGAUGUGUCCAGUCUGGGGGCCUUGAGCCACUGCCAUGCCGACACCAAUGGGGAAGGGUGCAAGGAGAGUGAAUCCUCAGAGGGCACCUCAGCAGCCUCUGGCCUGGGGCUGGGACUUGGGUUGGGGCUCUCCGAGCCGGAAGAACACAACACCCCCUCCAAUAAUGCUGGGGGAACCUUGGACGGGAGGGCCGCAGACAUUGUACCUGCAUGCAGCCUCCCCCAGAAGAUCAGGAGUCUUUGUCUGAGUACGGAGGAGGCCUUCGGGUCUGGGAAGAGUCUUCCUUUCAUCAACCCCUCUUCCCUGGAGACCCUCAGAGCCCUGGUCCAGGAGAUCCAAAGUAGCGGGGAGACUGACCCAGAGAUGUGGAAAGAUUGUGAGAGCCGAUGGUUGCAUCUGUUCCAGCUAGUAGAGAAGCAAUACCAAGAGCAGAUCCUGGCUCAGCAAGAACAGUACCAGUGCCAAAUACAGCUGAUUCAGGAUGAGAUCAAAGCCCUGGUUCAGCUCCAGAAUCGCCAGGCCAGCACACAGGCUCACCAUGAUGAUGCAUACACCCCUACUGCUACCACCAACACACAGGCUCACCAGGAUGACCCAUCUAUGCUGUCUACUGUCCCACGAGCCCAACCAGACUACUCCUCCACCCUUGCUGUGACCAGCACCAAGGUCUACCUCUCUUCACCAGCUCCCAACCCCAACCAAUCCUCACCCCCCCCGGAACUUCCCAACGGGAACACUCCCAUCGCUCUCUCUGUCCCCCGAGCUGUUCUGAGCGCCACCUCCCCUGAACCCCCACACCCUCAGCCCGGACUGGUCUCCCCGGGAGGUAAAUGUGCUGAUGUGUUUGGGGGGACGGUGCUAAGUAGUGGAUACGGGACCCUGUCUGCCUGGGGAUCAGGGCUGGAUGGUACGAAGACCCUGGGGGGAACAGAGGAGGCAAGCCAAGGUCGUGAGGAGCCUGGCUGGUCCCUUCACCUCCAGGGUGACACAAAGACUACUGUGUUUGGCCAGGAUGGUCAGCAGAGGAGUGCCUCGGCCAAUGAGGUGGCUCCUAGAGCCAAUUCUAGUCCACCCCUUGAGCAGCAGAGAACCUCCAGUCAACCCUUGACCUCCUGGGCUCAAAGACAGAGGCGCAGCAAACCCAGGAAGAGCAGGCAGGGGCAGGCCCAAUCUCCCCAGGCCUCCCUCUCAACCCUCCAGGGGGACCGUCAGAUCGGUUCCCCGCAGGAACAGCAGCCCAGUCCCAGGCAGAGCCCCAGAGACAGCCCCCUGGACAACACAGGCCUCCAGGAUCAGCAUAGGUCGGCUGCUCCCUCCUCUAGCUCCUUCCCUCUGAGGAGGACUGACAGCCUCAUGUCUGAAGCCUCAGGUCUGACUUACUGGAGACUGGAUGAGGGUGAGCUCUACCGCCCCCUACCUGACAGCUUUGAUAGUGGAGCCUAUCUCCUGCUGCAGGAGACAUCGGCCAGUCUGACAUCUCCAGAGGACCAGAAGCUUUCACUCAGAGAGAUCUACCACAACAAGCAGAGAACCACUGAGUCCAAACAUACUGAGUGGGACCACUCUCUCACCUGCAGCCCCACGUCUCCACAGAUGUUAAGUCUAGAUCCCGCAGCUAACCUCCGUCAGUCAGACCGAACCUCUGGCUUUACCUCGCCCUCCCACUUCAGCAGCCCCUCAUACCCCACCCAGCCUCACCUCUCCCCCCACGUUGACACCUCCGUCAGCCUGGACAGCACGGCUGAGGCCAGGGCAAAUCCUGGGGACACAGACUGCACCUCCAACACAUCCAGCCUGUCGGCCACCACCCCUACCCCAGCCAAGGUAGUCUCUGCCCGGAAACAUAUAAUCCCAUUGCUCCCCUCGACCUCAAAGCCCCCGGUGCUCCCUGGCGGUCAGCAUUACAGGGCCUUGGCCACUCAGACAAGCGAGGAAGAGGGGAGCAACACUCACACCAGCACCCUGAAGCAGCUGGCUGUGUCUGGAAGGCAGUUACCCUCGCACACACUGCCCCGGGGCAGCCCUCGCAUGGAGAAAGGGACAUCACUGGAAGACCCUGUGGUCAUCUCUCUGCUGAGGGAGAAGCUGAGAGAAAAACACUCUCGUCAUGUAGCUGAUCUGAAAGCUUACUACGAGGCAGAGAUCAAAGUCCUCCGGGACAAACUGGACCUGAGAGACCUGCCUCAUGACCUGGAGCAGAGCAACCACUCACUGCGACAGAGAUGUGCUCAGCUAGAGAAAGCUCUGUCCGAAGCCAGCAGCCGUAUCCAGGAGCUGGAGAAGAACAACGCCAUAUUGGAGAAACAACUGGCCGACUGGUCAAUGCGUUACAAGACAGCUUGCUCCACAGCAACGUCCCUGCAGCAACGAUUGGACGAGAGCAGACGGUCAAGCAGGGAGAAGGAAGCCUCGGUUGGUCACCUCAAGACCCGUGUCCGGCAGCUGGAGGAGGCCUUGGAGAAUGCCUGCAGAGAAACAGAGGCGAAGGAGGUCAGGCGUGAGAGGGAGUACAAGAUGUUGCAGGAUCUUCUGGGGGAGUAUGACAAUCUGAGGAAAGAGCAUGAGGGGGCGAAGGAUAAUCUGGUGUGUACUGAGAACAAGCUGUUGGAUGCUAAUGAGCAGAUCUCUGAACUAAAAAGGGUGAUCUGCAAACUGGAGAGCCAGGUGAACCAGCUGGAGCAUGAGAACCAGGCCAGGAGUCGCCAGGUCGUCCACAGUCGAACACAGGCCUCUGGAGCCGGAAUUGGGCCGUCGGUCUCCAAUCGGCUGGUCGGCUUCCAUCGUCUAUAUCACCAUCCGGAUCUGCUGCUGUCGCCCAGCAAGCACCCUCUGCAACCAGAAUCCACCUAUAGAGUGUCUCCUUGCCCUCAAACCGACCAGUCUCACAACACCAGGAAGUCCCCCUAUCCUCAAACCGACCAGUCGCAGAGUAACAGGAUGUCUUAUUGCUUGCAAACGGACCAAUCACAGAGCACCAGAAAGUCUCCCUGCUCUCAAACUGGCCAUUUAGGCAACCUAGGGCACUUUACAGACCCCAGUGGCAGCAGGAGGUGUUCGUCCCCUCCAGAGCAUGAGCUGCCCCAGGAACAGGGUGGGGCCGUGAGGGAGGCCCAAGGGCCUCUAACCCCAUUGAUGAGGGCCCUCAUAGAGCUGGAAGAGACCAGGACCACGGAGGGCCGGGCCCCCUGGAUGGGCAGCAAGAGGCCUACUGUUGGUUUCGUGAGGAGGAACUGCAGAGAAGCACCGACACCGGACAGGGGCAGGGCUAUGGAGGAAAGGGGGGGGAAUGAACAUGAUAGGGGUGUGGCUGGAUCUGAAAGAGGCAUGGCCAGUCUGAGUAGAGCAAGGGAUCCACCUCUCCAGGGUGGGGCUUCUCCUGGAAGAGGUGUAUCCGGUCCAGAGACAGGAAUGUCCGAGGCAAUCAGAGGGAUGUCUCUGCUCCGAGCCCAGAGAAGUUUGUCUCCAGAAGGCCACAGAUCCUCCUCUCUGCCCCCCCGUGCCCAGAGGGCCACCUUCCCCCCUGCCACACCCACAAAGAGAGAGACAAUGAUGAUGCCUCUCUCAGCGAAGUCCAGCCCCAAACGCAGUCCCUCAGAAAACUACUCCACAGCCUUUGGCACCCCUUUACCACGACAACAGCUACACAACAGGUUUGAUGUGGCGUUAGACCAGAGACGGCACUCUUUUCACAACUCCAGCCCCAGGAAGAGGCUGUUUCCAGAAGCCUCCCAGAGGUCGUCUGGUGGUUCGGUGCAGACGUCAGGUAGUGUUGACCCACAGGAGGGUGUCUGUGGCCUGGGCUGGGAGGAGCAAGGGUCUGGGAGUUCAGGAUCAGACCUCCAGGACCUGGAAACAGACAUUCAGACCAGGCUCCACUCCCUGGCAGAUGCAGAGAGGUUGUUUGACGAGCUCACUAUGGAGAAACAACAGAUUGAGUCAGCAUUGAGUCGGAUGCCUGGAGCUGGUGGGAGGGUGAGCCUUCAGACCAGGUUAGAUGAGGUGGCCUUAGAGAACCGUCUGGAGAGAGUGAACCGUGACCUGGGUUCCAUCCGCAUGACCCUGAAGAGGUUCCACGUUCUACGCUCCUCUGCCAAAAUAUAGUUGUUGUUGUUUUAGGUUAUUAUUUUAGAGCCUGAAGCCUUUCUGAUCAGGUUACAUGGUCCAAAAAAACAGCUGGCUUCCGUUUGGUAACAAAUCCAGAUUGUCCAUGUAACACUCUCCUAGCUCACUUGUACAUGACCCACAGAGUCUUUUUUACACAUAACUCUGUAAUAUUUUUGUAUAUGUUUGAAAGAGCUCACAAUUUUUCAAGUAUAUUUUUAGAAAUGUGCAGAUUUGUAAAGUCGUUUACUUUUUUUAGACAUUUAAAAAGAGAAAUUAUUAUUUACCUGCCUUGUUCAGGUAAGUGUAGAUUUUUAUAUAAACUAUCUAAUGAUUAGUAUGAAUAUGAAUGCAAAACCUCUUAAUAAACAGCUGAGAUAUUCACCCAUCUGGAAUGUACCACUGCCAUCUUCACUCUCAACAUAUUUAUACACGGUGUAUGUCUUUAUCCCCCAUAGACUGCAUUUUAUUUUUUACAUUCCUGGUGCAUUUUAAAUAUGUUGAUAGCAUAUGUGUUAUGUUAAAAGCAGAACAUUUUUGCUUUACUAAGCUAAUAUUGUUUUUACAAGUGUCAUUAUUACUUUAAUAUAUUUCACAAAAACCUUAUUUUAGCAAGAUUGAGGUUUUACUUUUCUCUUAUCUCCUAUUCUACUUGGAACAUACAGUAGUCAGUUUGUGUUCAGUCUCUGACCACCCCCCCAUCCUAUUGACCUCUUGCCAAAACAAAACCAGCACACAUUUGUCAUAUAUACCCCCAGUAAAAAAAAAAUACAAAUAGACAUUGCUUAUUGUAAUGCAUGGAAUGUCUACAGUAGCUUGUUGGACUGGUUUUGUUUCUUUGGUCAUGUUAUUAAGCAUUUUGCAAUGACUUCACUUGAACCCCACUGGAACUAAAAUGUACUGUUCUCUCAUAAUAAAUGAUACAUUAUUACAA
Messenger RNA from Esox lucius (northern pike), 5213 nucleotides. RefSeq names its product M-phase phosphoprotein 9. The coding region runs from base 152 to 4279 and encodes 1375 amino acids. The record is from RefSeq and is a predicted model, not a curated record. Lineage: Eukaryota; Metazoa; Chordata; Actinopteri; Esociformes; Esocidae. The transcript has 24 exons. Gene Ontology annotation, cellular component: centriole.